GUUUAAAGGAGGAAGGAGUGAGAUACGGGUUCAUAAAAAACCAGAUAAAAGACCCAGCUGAGAACCUUUGAGCAAACGAGAGGGAAGCAGCAGGACGGAGGUUCAACCGGAGACGGACGGCUGACGGAAACGGCAUCAGAGAUUCACCGGAACCGUGAGCAGCAGCAGCAGAACCAGCUCCACCAUGUCCAACAUCAGCAGCUCCAGCACCAGCUUCGCCCUGGACUUGUUCUCCACCCUGAGCCGGUCCCAGCCCGGCGGGAACAUCUUCGUGUCUCCGCUGAGCAUCAGCUCGGCCCUCGCCAUGGUUUACCUGGGGGCCCGCGGGGAGACGGCCGCGCAGAUGGAAAAGGGUCUGUCGUUGGGCUCGGGUGGAAACGUCCACGCAGAUUUCCAGACGCUCAACGCCGACAUCAACUCCCCGGCGGCGUCCUACACCCUGAAACUGGCCAACCGGCUGUACGGAGAAGCCACGGCCAACUUCCUCUCCACGUUCCUGCAGGACACGGAGAAGUUCUACCAGGCCGACCUGAAGACGCUGGACUUCCUGGGGAACCCGGAGUCCUGCAGGGAGGAGAUCAACGGCUGGGUGGAGCAGCAGACGCACAAUAAGAUCAAGGAUCUCCUUCAGCCCGGCUCCGUCAGAUCCUCCACCCGCCUGGCGCUGGUCAACGCCAUCUACUUUAAAGGAAACUGGAAGAACCGGUUCGAUGCUGCAAGCACCCAAGAGAUGACCUUCAAAAUCAACCAGAACGAGACGAAGCCGGUGCAGAUGAUGUACCAGAUGAAGAAACUUCCCUACAACUACGUCCCGGAGCUCGGCCUGCAGAUCCUGGAGCUGCCGUACGUGGACGAGGAGCUGAGCAUGUUCAUCCUGCUGCCGGAGGAGACGGAGGACGGAUCCGACCCGCUGAUCAAGCUGGAGAAGGAGCUGACGGCAGAGCGGCUGCAGGAGUGGACGCUCCGGGACAACAUGGACGUCCACUCGGAGGUGCUGGUCCACCUGCCCCGGUUCCGGCUGGAGCAGGACUACGAGCUGAACGAGCCGCUGGCCCGGCUGGGCGUGACCGACCUGUUCUCGGCCCGGGCCGACCUGUCGGGCAUGAGCGGCGACGGCGGCCUCUACCUGUCCACCGUGGUGCACAAGGCCUUCGUGGAGGUGAACGAGGAGGGCACGGAGGCGGCGGCCGCCACGGCCGGCAUGGUGGCCUUCUGCAUGCUGAGGGAGGAGCACUUCACCGCAGACCACCCCUUCCUGUUCUUCAUCCAGCACAACAAGACCAGGACCAUCCUCUUCCUCGGCAGGUUCUCCUCGCCCCAGUAGAACCAGAACCAGAGGAACAACAAGACCAGGACCAUCCUCUUCCUCGCCCCAGUAGAACCGGCCGAGGAAGACGCUGGAUAGAAAAACUUGCAAGGCUGCAGUUUAUUAACACAUAAAGCUGUCACUGUGAUGCUUUGUCAGUAGGAAAUCACUUUAUAUUUUGUCUGCUUUUGCACUGGUAAGUAAUAGCUGUUUAUUCAAAUAAACACUUGAAAUGAC
Molecule: messenger RNA, 1543 nt
Organism: Cololabis saira (Pacific saury)
Lineage: Eukaryota; Metazoa; Chordata; Actinopteri; Beloniformes; Belonidae
Product: leukocyte elastase inhibitor-like
Exons: 7
Coding region: 185-1324 (379 amino acids)
Biological process (GO): negative regulation of endopeptidase activity
Molecular function (GO): serine-type endopeptidase inhibitor activity
Source: RefSeq, a predicted model, not a curated record